This is a messenger RNA of Epinephelus moara (kelp grouper), 7569 nucleotides long. RefSeq names its product monocarboxylate transporter 1-like. The record is from RefSeq and is a predicted model, not a curated record. The transcript has 6 exons. Bases 348 to 1814 code for a protein of 488 amino acids. Gene Ontology annotation, molecular function: monocarboxylic acid transmembrane transporter activity. Lineage: Eukaryota; Metazoa; Chordata; Actinopteri; Perciformes; Serranidae. Gene Ontology annotation, biological process: monocarboxylic acid transport; transmembrane transport. Gene Ontology annotation, cellular component: membrane.
CGCUGGUUGUAGUGUCAUCAUCACCAUCCCAGAAGUUGUCCAGUCUGUGGUACCCCGAGCUGCUGCUGUAUCAACGUGUGGCCAUUGUCAAGAGCAAGGACACCCCGGUAGACUCCGAAUCUCACAGCCGAACCGAGCCUCCACCGGACUCAGCCGAACCCCCGAACACGACCCCGUGUGGUGGCAGCGUGACCUGUAGAAAGCACAGUCACAGGAGCUGGAUUCAUGCAGUCCCCCUGCUGAAGUUUUCUUAGGUGCAGAGUCCUGAUCCCAGUGCACUUGUUGCAGCCUUGUCUUCUCCUCUGAACCCAGCUGUUCUCCACUCUUGUUCUUGCUCUUGAGCAAACAUGCCUCCAGCAACAGGUGGGCCUGUGGGGUACACCCCUCCUGAAGGUGGUUGGGGCUGGGCGGUGGUGGUGGGGGCCUUCAUCUCCAUCGGCUUCUCCUACGCCUUCCCCAAGUCCAUCACUGUGUUCUUCAAAGAGAUAGAGUCCAUCUUCGAGGCCACACCCAGUCAGGUUUCCUGGAUUUCAUCCAUCAUGCUGGCGGUCAUGUACGCUGGAGGUCCAAUCAGCAGUAUCCUUGUGAACAAAUUUGGCAGUCGACCAAUCAUCUUAGUUGGUGGCUGUCUGGCAGGGUCGGGACUCGUCGCGGCCUCCUUCUGCAACACUGUGGAGCAGCUGUACUUCUUCAUAGGAGUUAUUGGAGGUUUGGGACUGGCUUUCAACUUGAAUCCAGCCCUCACUAUGAUCGGUAAAUACUUCUACAAGCGCCGCCCCAUCGCCAACGGCAUAGCGAUGGCAGGAAGCCCCGUGUUUCUGUCCACCCUGGCUCCUCUCAACUCCUGGCUGUACGAUCAGUUUGGGUGGAGAGGCAGCUUCCUCAUCCUGGGAGGACUUCUGCUCAACUGCUGCGUGGCCGGCUCCCUCAUGCGCCCCAUCGGACCCAAACCCCAGCCGCCCAAAGCCGACACUGAGGCUGGCGAAAGCAAAGCAGUGGAUUCAGUACAGCAACAGCCUAAGAAGACGGUCCUGCAGACCAUCAACUCUUUCAUCGACCUGACGCUGUUCAAACACCGCGGCUUCCUGCUCUACUUGAUGGGCAACGUCGUCAUGUUUUUCGGCCUCUUUGCUCCACUCGUCUUCCUCUCUAAUUAUGCCAAGAGCAAGGACAUAAGCAAAGAAAAGGCGGCUUUCCUGCUGUCUGUGCUGGCAUUCGUGGAUAUGUUUGCCCGGCCCUCCAUGGGCAUGCUGGCCAACACCAAGUGGGUCCGGCCCAGGGUGCAGUACUUCUUCGCCGCUGCAGUCCUCUACAACGGAGUGUGUCACGUGCUGGCGCCACUGUCGGUCGACUACACUGGAUUUGUGGUGUAUGCCAUCUUCUUUGGUUUCGCUUUUGGCUGGCUGAGUUCAGUGCUGUUUGAAACACUGAUGGACCUGGUAGGAGCUCAGAGGUUCUCCUCAGCCGUGGGUCUGGUCACUAUAGUGGAGUGUGGGCCGGUGCUGCUGGGCCCGCCGCUUACAGGUAGUUUCUAUAACACAUACCACCACUACGACUACACCUACAUCUCCUCUGGCAUCAUCCUCAUAGUUUCAAGUUUGAUCCUCUUCAUCGGAAUGAGCAUCAACUACCGCCUGUUGGCGCGAGAAAAGAAAGAGGCGGAGAGAAAAGAGAAGGAGGAGCCCAAGGAGGAGCGCACCGCCAUGUUGGCACCUCCGUCUCCGUCCAAAUCAGAAGACGAGGUGGAGGAGAACAACGUACCGGCUGCUGUCACGCUGGAUGAAGUCGCCAAGAUGGACGAGGACACAGUGUAGAAAAUGUUAAAAAAAAAAAAAAAAGGACUCGAGAGGGACGCACACAUUUCACAGAAACACACACAAGAGUUGCAGCAGCCACACGCCGUCUUUAGAUAAAACCCUUGUACACAACUACCCUGAAGCCAUAGCAACUAAAUUAUCAUGAAAACUGAAACCUGCUGCUGUGACGUGAAGCUUGGGCGCCCACGAAGCCCGUCAAGCAGCUUUUCACCGAGUUGAGACCUCUGAUUUUUGGUAUUUGACGUGCCUUUGGUGAAUUCAAGUCCUCCAGGAGCGCACAAACACCACCUAUAUAUUGUAUAAACACCAGAUAGACGCACAACAGACAGAAUGACUGUACGACAAGAAUCCAGUAGCUAAUGAGGACUUUACUCUCAGGGUCUUGAGCUGCCGUAAAGUUUCAGAACCUCAGACACACAAACACAUUCACACUUGACUCUGCUUUGGUCAAACUGAGGCUCAGAGUACGUACAGUGUAUUUUUUGUUACAGUAAUCAUAAAAGUAUUGUACAUUUUCCUUCACAUCAUGCAUACCUGCACUUAGAGCUCUGAUUCUCUGCCUGAGCCCGUUUGGGCCCGACCCCACACGCCAGUAUCGAGCCAGGCUGGGCUGCAAUGUCUUCUUACUCCCCUGGGCUUGAUGCGGUUCAGGUUGUCGACAUUUUUUUUAUUUUUUAAUUUUUUUAUUUUUUAAUGAAACUGGCAGUUCUUGUGUGUAAGCAGGGGUUUUAUUCACUGAACCAGAGAGAAAGAGGGGGGAACUGCGACUGAGAAAGGGACAGAUCAUUAAAUUACGAAAGAGAAGAAGAAGUGGUUAGGGGAAACAUGUCAGCCCUCAGCUUGUAAUACAUGUUUUAAUACUAAAAAAAUGUAUUAUAUCAAACAUAUUUUUUUCCAGUAAAAAUUCUGGUUUUGUAAUCAGGCUCGGGCCUAAACUGCUGCGGUGGGUCAGGCUCAGGUCGCGCUUGAAGAGCAGCCGCGGGUUCAUGUCGGGUUGGACCUGAUGUUUUUUGGGGCCCGAUCAGAGCUCUGCUUGCAUCACUUCACUCCUCAAGGGCUGGACAUGAAGUAAAAGGACACAUUCAUAUUACUGUAGAUACAGUAAAUCUAUUUGUUCAGGUUGUGACAUUUCCAGGUUUUAUGUAGAUAUAUGCACAAAAAAAAUUAAGAACAAUUUGGGAAAAAGAAAUCUGGAAGUUUCACCACCACAGGGAGAAGUGUGUAUAUCGGCAGUAGAACAUUUUAGUCCUUAGUCGAGGACACGAGGCACAAUAAUCGGUUAAAUACAAAGAUAUAGGAAAGAAAGGAAAACUAAUGUAGGGAUCUUUUCAGAGGUCUAGAGGGUCACAAUGCUCUUGCAGUGUAGGAGGCACUGUUAACCAUGUGCUUGUACAUAAAUAUGUGUGUGCACUUUGUGUGUGUAAUUUUGUGUCAUACACCCUCCAACCAGAGCAGCUCAUUAUGCAUCAUUGUAUUGAUAAAGACACACAAGCUCACACAAUUACGCCCCACAGAUUUUACCUGCUGUGUGAUCAGCACUCACAGUAUUAAAUGACACCACAUGCUGUUUUUUUAAAGGAAGGGGGGCGGGGGGAUAAGAGGCUGUGAUUGGACCAGAUUGAUGGGUUCACUGGGCGCAUAUGUGGAGGUUUGACCUGCCCGGCUGUGGUGCCAAAAUACGAGAAGAAAUUCACUCUGGAAUCUCACACAGUCCUGAUUUUUCAUCAUCGUAGAUUAUAGUUAUAUUUAGUACCCGAUAGUGUUGUUUUUUAAAUUGUGAAUAACAGAUUGUAGUUUACUGUUGUAUCAACAAACCUUUGUGAUUUUAAAAAAAGGAUCUAUUUUAGCUCACUGUUUAAAUACAAUCUGUCAGCAAGUACUCUUUUUAAUGGAUUUUCAUGAAUUUGGAUGAGAGGGAAAGUUUGUGUGAGAGAGAAAUGUGUGUUUGUCCGCAGUAAGUGUAGACAGGUUUCAUAAUUUAAGUUGUUUUGAGAUUCAGCCGCUGCAGUUUCAAACACGUCUCACAGUUUGUCUCUGAGCUGUACAGAAUGUGUCAUAUCAGAUUCACGACGUUUGAUUUAUUUUUUAAAUCGACAUCACAGAUACUCAGUGAUUAAUUAUGUGUUGACUGUUGACUGAGUUUACUGCCAACAUUUGUCAGAGAAGUUUUUGUGUCCAGAUCAAAGGGAACAGAAGACUCUUCAGCCUGAGUAAGCUUUCCUUAUUUUCUCUUUUGGGAAAAUAAAUGGAGGUUUUAAACGAUGCGCUAUUUGGUUUAAAUGUUUUAACUUUGUUUUAUUAUAAGUAUUGUGUAGUGGAAAAUGUUUGAGGCAUGUUUUUGCAACAAGGAAAUUCAGUAAUGGAAGCACAUUUAAAGGAAGGUUCACAUUGUAACCCUUUUUUUUUAUUUUUUACUGCAAACCUUUUCAUUUAAAUAUUUAGACUGUAACAAGAUCUUAAAGUGGUAAUAAUGUCUCGCCAUAGUUUUAUUUUAUUUUUUUUUUAACUACAGUGGAAACAGCUUAUAGUAAUCAAUAAUCUUGGGACGGAAUCAUUCCUAUAGAAAUGCUCAUAGUAAUCACUAAGAACGCUGACAGUGUUUUUGUCGUCUUGACAAUUUUUGUCGUCUUUUCUUACAUGACCACAUUUGGGGAAAAAAUGUAAAACAUUUUUUUUUACUUAACUCCUGUUUAGCCCUGCUGUAACCUUUGGCCGUACAAAAUAAUAGACAUAGUCACUGUGACAUCACCCACUGGUUUGAAGCCUCGAGUUUUAUUUUGGCCGUCGCCAUCUUGUUUUUUUGGAGCCAGAAGUGACCAUAUUUGGACAAAUGGCUGGAUCUGACUCAUAGAUUGUGGCCACGCCUUGCAGACAGCCUGUCACUCAGGCAGCCCCGCCCUACAUAUGCAUAAAUUUAAACCUUAAUGAAAUGUAAGUGGGUGAGUUGUUAAAAAAAUUCACCCCCCUUACAGUUGUCAUUAACGAGGAAAUUACUUAUGGAUUAUGUACCAGGCUGUUUAUUUCUGUAAUAAAGUUGGGCAUUUUAACACAGGAGUCUGUGGGGACUGACUCUGUUUUGGUAGUCUCGCCACCAGACAAUCAGAGAUCGCCUUCUGAUAGUCUGGGGACACUCCUUUCUAAACACACCGGAGAAAAUGGCCGGCAACAAAGCAACGCCUCUUGCAUUUUUGAAAAGGACACGCCCUCCCGGAAAUGUGUGCUCCCCCUUUUCUCGUCCACAAGGACACAAACACACAGAGAGCUUGAAAAUGGAUGCUGAGAGAUUAAACUCCGUUUUAUCAAACGUGUGCUCAGUCCACAAGAUUGUGGAAAUGAAGGACUUACAGCGACUUUGUUUAAAACUUUUAACGCAGUCUGACUAUGUUUAUGAGCACAAGAGUUCAGCGAGCCACCGAAGGACCGCCCUGCGGAUUUACUAUUGGUUCUGCAACGUAGGGAGUUUUUUUUUUAAAACUCUGAAAUUGUAUCCGCCCAUCUAAACACAAAAUCAGGGAGAAAGACAUCAGUCUUUAGUUAAGCAAAGCGUCUUAAGACUGACUUGUGAGUCAACUGUUUUGGAGCCAUCCUCAAGUGGUCAUUCAGUAAACUGCACUUUUUGGCACUUCUGCAUUGGCUUCACUUUGCAGCCCUGGAGGUCGCCACUUGGCGAUAAACCCAUCUGCUUCCAGCUCGCUACCUGAGCUGGUGCUGCACACACAUUGAAAUCAUGACAGGAAAAAUAAAUUAUCUCUCAAUGAAAAACAAAGUGUCCUCAAAGCUCGUGACAAACUGCCAAAAUAGAGCAAAUGAGAUGCACAAGUGAAUCGAAGUGUUCCUCUACCUUGUGUAGUCGAAUGCACACAGGGAAAGCACCCCUGGUAAAGGCCGCCUUUGUCAAGUGGAGCGAUAGUGCUCAGUCACAAAAUGAAACCGCAGCACUGUACAGUCCCUCCAGGAUCUCGCGGCAAAAAAAACUUGAAUUUGCGGCCAAUUUUGUCAAAAAUUUCGAUUAAAAAUUGCGGAAAAUUACAAAAAUUGCAGCUAAUGACAAAAUGAGAAAAGAGUUGCAAAAAAUCCUGAGUGAAUAUUGUAGCUCUCAAACCAGACAGUGUGACUAUAAAACAACAUGUAAGCUACAUCUUCUGUAAACAUAACAUUUUAAUAAAUUCAGCACAUAUUGUCUGCAUUUACACAGUGCAAAUUCUUAUGUCAAUACAGAGUGUUUCUCCAUACUACAAUGCCAUUAGCGCAUUUGAUGACGCGUCUGAUGACGUUUCAAAUUACGUUGCAUGCGUGUCGACUUCUGGUCAGCUGGAAAAACGCGGAAUAAUCGUGGGACUUUUGAAAAAUUGCAAGCCCCCACAAAUAUUGCGGACUUUAGUUGAAUUUGCGUUAAUUAUUGCGAUCGCGAUGUUUUGGAGGGACUGACUGUAUUUCUAAAACACUUGAAAAUUGUAGGAAAUAGCGAAGCUGUCUGUUUCAUUAUUUUACACGUAAUAAAUAUACAAAUAUCAAUUAGAUGUAAAUGUGCAUGAGAAAUAAAAAGAGAAAGGAAAGAAAUCAGUAAUAUUAAUCUGCUUGUAGUUAUAUAUGUGAACUGUCAGAAGUGAUCAUUGUAAGCAUUUUCCACUGUACUGUGAAGGAUGGUAAUAUUCUAUAAUUUUCUUGUGUCAGCAAAUCCCACUAAAAGACCCAAAUCAAUAAUUAAUUUAUCUGACUGACAUGUAUUGGAUGUGUCUCAAAAGCCUGAUAUGUUUUAUGACACAUAGACUAGUCCCCAACAACGACACUGUUUCCUCCUGUUUGAUUAAAAACUUCAGUGCCCAGCUAUUUGACGAAAUUACAGUGUGUGUUUAGGCUUCGUUUUUUUUUAAUGAAGGUAUAUAUUUAUUUUUGAAAAAAAUUACAGUGGGGUUUAGGCUGAGAGCCACAGAGAGGGAAAUAAAACAUAUUAUUGGUUUUGGUCCUUUUGUGGGAUUUGCUGACGAUAAUAGAAAUACAGAAUAUGACCAUUUUCAUCCUUUUAUAUUCUGAAGAAAAUAGGACAUGUUUAGAUGAAAGCUGUAACUGUCAUAUUUCUGUAAUGGAGCACUACUUUUUUUUAAAUUCCCUGGUGUGCGGUCAUGCAGUCCAAGAUUUCCCUCUUAACAAAAAAAAAAAAGUCUCACAUUUUCUGUUUAUGUGGGAAUGUAACUGAACGUGUUGAGUGUUUACACUGUAUGCUUCCUGUUUUGUUUGAAACAUUUGGGGUAAUUUUACUGACCAAAUUUAAGGAUUAGUUUUCAAACCAGUUAAUUUCAAAGUCUACGUUUUGUGUAAAAGUAAAUUUGAUUUUGACAGAUGUCUGUUGGUACAAAUGGGAGACUCAUUUCUCUCUUGUUCUGCCUGAGGUCCAUGUCGGUGGAGAGGUUUAUAUUUGAGGGAAGGAGUAGAGAUAUUAGCUGCAGACAGGCCUAAAACCUUCAGUUAUUUUGCCUUUGAUACAGUUAUUUGGAAAGGAAAGGUGACACUUUGGAAGACUGCAACUAAACCAUUUCAUUGAAACGUGAAUGUUCGUGUUUUCCAAUGCAGGGGUUUUUAAAACGGUACCGUAUAUCCACAGCACAUUUUGUGUUUAAAAAAAAGAAAAAGAACAAAUCAUUGCAUACGUUUCUGAAACUGUGCUUGUUUUAGUCAUGGCAGAUGUUUUAUGUGUAUGUAUGAAGUGUUUUUAUGACUGUUGAGAGAAUGAAUAAACUGUUUUUCAAACAAA